AUGCCUUCAAGCGAAUUUUUCGGCUACACGCUCACCAACCUUGGUCCCCUAACCACGACGUUUACGGCCCCAUCGGCAUGUGCGACUAAAAGUGAUAACUUGGUGUGGUAUUCGCGCUAUGACGCGACCCUGACGGCUGGAAUAGGAAGAGACAGGUAUCUUGGCAAGGAAUCAUGCGGCAACGGAUCGACACGCGAUGAUUGUAUCCCGUCCGGCGAGGCUAUCCACAAAAUGGUAUCGGCAUCUCCAUCGGCCAGUAACAUUUGGUAUCACUCACCAGGAAUCUCCUGUCCCAGUGGUUGGACAACCGCCGGCACUCUAAAAGGCGGCGCAGAACCGACAGGCUCUGGUAUAUUCGUUCAAGAGGCAAUCAAAAUGUGGACAAACGAGAGUGCUUACCAGGUCAUCCUCCUUCCCCAACUGUUCGCAAAUGCGCUGGACACCGAUGAAAUAAUGGCCAUGUGCUGCCCAAGUGGCUGGGUAGCCGAACCUCUUGGUGGAUCAUGCUCAUCCUCAAUCGGCAAUCUCGGUUCAGUGUCGAAAUCGACAGCUUGUAAUGUGUACUGGACCGGCUUGGAUGUUGACGAUGUGUAUGUGACAUCGUAUGCUGGCAAGACGUGGGAUCCGCCUCUCAGAUCACAGGACCCCAUCACCGAAGAAGCCAUCACCUCCACGAGGACUUUAGCCAAUACUGGAACCGGGACAUUUUACAACGCAGAUAAUGUUUACUUGGCCACGCAAACAGGAGGCGUAAUCAUGGUCUAUAAAGAGGCCGAACUCAACGCAUCAAAGGGUGACGAUGGGAAAGGGGCGGGAGCUGUAACAAAAGUCGGGAUUGUCUUGCCAAUGCUUUCUGUAGCGCUCUCUCUUUUCUUGGGUUCAGGACUCGCGCUAUGA
Molecule: messenger RNA, 897 nt
Organism: Clonostachys byssicola
Lineage: Eukaryota; Fungi; Ascomycota; Sordariomycetes; Hypocreales; Bionectriaceae
Source: the annotation of a GenBank genome assembly